UCUCCUGUGUUUCUUUGAAAUCCUGCAAAAAUUUAUUGAAUGGCUCCUCAAUCCCGAUUUCUAGCCGAAACGGUAUUCCUGGUCGUAUUGUUAACGCUCCGAUCAUGCGAUGCUCUGGGUUCCGCAGGAAAUCCAAAGGCGAUUUCUGAUCUACAGGAUGCAAUCGUUAAGGCAUUAGGGUUUCAAUCCAGUGACUUGAAGAUUUCCGAUUUUGAUAUCAGAGACGCGUUGGUUGGCCAUUCUGUAGCUUACGAAUUCGAUAUUGAGAUCGAUAAGAAGGUCCUUCCUUUUAAGCUUCUCGAGGACGUCAAUCGAUGGGAAUAUGUAGAUCUCCCUAUCUUUCGUACCGAAGAAGAUCCUUCUGUAUCGGGUGACGGUAGCAGCUUGGUCAAGAGUGGGCGGAGACCGGACGAUCGUGUGUCGCCGGAUUUGGCUCCCUUUCAGUUGGUCGGUCCCAUGGAGCUUUGGAUUCAAGACGCUAAAGACAUGCGGCUUUCGUUACCGCAUGAUGUCGAGGCCGGUGUAUUGAAGAAGGUCGUCCUAGCAGAUGGCGCAGUAGUGACGGUUAAGGGCGCCAGAUCCGUAAGCUUGCGCCACCCUCUCGAUCUCCCACUUCCAUUGAACCAAUCUCAGGGGAGCUUCGCUUCUGGUCUUUUAACCCUAGCCAAUCGUCUCCGUCACGCCUCGCGCACGCAGGGAGCCCAACCCCUGUCGCUCCGUAUAGUGGGUCCAACAUCACUAACCUCAUCGCCCUCUUCGUCUUCCGAUAGCAAGCUCAAGCUCAAGCGUCUUGCGCCGGGCCUAGUGGAGCUAUCUUCUCCUUCGAGAACCAAUACAGUCCCCACCAUCGACGGAGAAGCAGGCGAGCCAAUGACUCUCUUGUCACCCGAACGAUUCGCCACAAUGUGGCCUCUCGCGUCCAUCAAUGGGUCGAACCCCAACUUGCGAGGAUUUGAGGCGUUGCUUCUAUCUGUGCUGGGUGAGAAAGCCAAGGAGGAAGGGUCAUUCAGGUUGUUGAAGGCGGAGGUAUCUGCCCAGACUUUCGUGAAGUUGGGCUUUGGGGUAGAGAAGGCGCUGAAGGAAGGUGGAGAAGAAGAAUUCAAAUGGGAAGCCUUCCCAGAAUGGCGGACGAGGCCGGAGUCGGUGAAAAUGCAUUUUGAGGUGUUGGCUAAGGUGGAUGGGGAGAAGGUUGUGCCCGAGAGGGUGGUGCAAGUUAAACCUUUCGAAUUCGAAGACACCACUGUGGCUAAUGUGCUCAAUGGGAACGCCACCAUGUCCAGGGCUCCGGUCGUUCAUCUUCCUCCAGAUCCCUUCACCUUAUGAAUGCGAGUUCGAGAGGUUUAUGUAAAAAGAUAAGUCAGAACAUUCUUCCUUCUUCAGUCUUUGUUGGUGGGUGGUGAAAUUGCCGACUGCUAACUGCCAAGUUAUCAAUGUAUAGUGAGA
Telopea speciosissima is the source of this 1443-nucleotide messenger RNA. RefSeq lists its product as uncharacterized. The transcript is spliced from 3 exons. Bases 40 to 1323 code for a protein of 427 amino acids. The record is from RefSeq and is a predicted model, not a curated record. Lineage: Eukaryota; Viridiplantae; Streptophyta; Magnoliopsida; Proteales; Proteaceae.